AUGUCUUACACGUCCGGAUUCAAGAAGAACGAGAGUGCUAUCGCCUCCGAUGUUGAGAGUGAUGUCGAAAUCACCAAUAAGCCAAACCCUCCAUUGAGAAGAUCGUCCUCAUUGUUCUCGUUGUCGUCCAACUUGGAACCUCUUCCCAGACCAGAACCGGAAGAUUACCAGAACUUCUUGGAGGACUCUAGACAUUUCUCGUUGAUCAGGAAUUUGCACAUGGCCGACUUCAUUACGCUCUUGAACGGAUUCUCAGGUUUCUACUCUAUUAUUUCGUGCUUGCGUUUCGCUCUCACUGGCCAAUCACAUUACGUGCAAAGAGCACAUUUCUUCAUUUGUUUGGGUCUCUUUUUCGACUUUUUCGACGGCAGAGUUGCUCGGUUGAGAAACAAGUCCUCACUCAUGGGCCAGGAACUUGAUUCUUUGGCCGACUUGGUUUCGUUCUCCGUUUCACCAGCCAUUAUUGCUUUUGCAAUUGGCUUCCGAACUACUGCCGAUACCCUCCUUUUGUCCUACUGGGUCUUGUGUGGUUUGACUCGUUUGGCUAGAUUCAAUGUCUCCACAAAUAAUGUCCCUAAGGAUAGCACUGGAAAGGCCAAGUACUUUGAGGGCUUGCCAGUCCCUACUAAUUUGAUCUGGGUGAUUGUUAUGGCUACUUUGGUAUACACCGACCGCAUCUUGGACAACUUGCCAGGCGGUGUUUUCUUUGAAGGAACAUUCAUCGAAGUGCACAGAGUCGCCUUGCUUUUCUUCAUCCAGGGCUGUGGAGAAAUCUCCAAGAGCUUGAAGAUUCCAAAGCCUUAA
Sungouiella intermedia is the source of this 804-nucleotide messenger RNA. The record is from the annotation of a GenBank genome assembly. NCBI's taxonomy places the organism in Eukaryota, Fungi, Ascomycota, Pichiomycetes, Serinales, Metschnikowiaceae.